This is a messenger RNA of Anolis carolinensis (green anole), 1305 nucleotides long. RefSeq names its product annexin A9 (gene anxa9). Bases 130 to 1161 code for a protein of 343 amino acids. Gene Ontology annotation, cellular component: vesicle; plasma membrane; cytoplasm. The record is from RefSeq and is a predicted model, not a curated record. Lineage: Eukaryota; Metazoa; Chordata; Lepidosauria; Squamata; Anolidae. The transcript has 13 exons. Gene Ontology annotation, molecular function: calcium-dependent phospholipid binding; virion binding; phosphatidylinositol-4,5-bisphosphate binding.
GAAGCCCUUCCCGCAGGUGGGUGGCGCAGGUGGAGGCCACGCAUUGCUCCUCCGCCGCCUCCCUCUCCCGUCCAUUCCUCCGCAGAGAAGCCAACAGGAGCACUACAGAGGGAUUCCGUGGGCUACCAAAUGUCACCGAUCAAGCCGUCCUUAGCCGACGAAAUCCUCCAGCAACUGCCUCUGGCGGAGAAGACGGCCGUAUGGGGCACUUUGGGGACCAUCCGGCCUCACCUGAGUUUCGACGUGGAGAGAGAUGUCCAAACCCUCCUCCAAGCCGUAAGCGGCGAAGGUGUCCACUGCGAAGCCAUCCUCGACCUCUUGACCAGUCGGAGUGAUGACCAGCGCCAGCAAAUCGUGGAGGAGUUUCUGGACUUCACAAAACAGGACUUGUUGAAAACCCUGGAAGCCGCUGUGCCUGUGGACCUCGAAACCGUCGUAGUUGGGUUGCUGAAGCCAAAGGCCCAGUUUGAUGCCCACGAAAUCAAAGACGCUCUGGAGGCUUCCGAGGCAGAAACGUUGACCGAAAUCCUGUCCACCCGAACAAAACAGCAGCUCCGGGAAAUCUUGGAUUUUUAUCAGCAUGAUUUUCAAUCGGAUUUGGAGACGGAUAUUGUUUUGAGGACCGGCGGCUUCCUGAAAGAUCUCUUGGUUGCCUUGAUCCAGGGUAACCGGGAAAGAUACACCGGAGUCAUCGACUACGUCUUGAUAAAGCAAGAUACAAAGGCUCUUACCGAAGGCAGUGGCGGCGAUUCGGGGAGGCCGAAGGAGAACGAAUGGAUCCGUGUCCUCACCCAGCGCAGCCCUGAGCACCUCAACCGAGUGUUCAGCUGUUACCACAAUUCAACCGGGUGGAGGAUCGAAGACGCCAUCGACAAAUACUUCCAGGGGAUCGACCGAGAGUCCGGCUUGACGCUGGUCUCUGUUCUCCGAAACACACCCUUCUAUUUUGCCACGAAACUCUACCAAGCUCUUAAGGGUCCAGGGUCCAGUCUGAAAACAGUGGUGCGGAUCAUGAUUUCCCGGAGCGAAACCGACCUCCUGAGCAUCCGGGCCGAGUUCAAGAAACACUUUGGCGUCUCUCUCUAUUCCUUGAUCGGGAUGGACACGAAGGGCCACUUCCGGCUGGCUUUGCUCGGCCUCUGCCGGGCAGAAGAUCUGUGAAGACGAGCCUCCAUGGACAGGAGAAAACUACCUUUCAGUCCCAAACCUUUCCCUUCAAACUUCUGAAUUAAAAAAGUACAACAAUUCAAGAGUUGUUCUGUUUUGUGCUUCUGAAUAAACAAGACAUGGAAAAAACGAUAAGAA